UAAUUCUUUUAUACAAUAAUGAUCAUGUUUACAGUUAUGUUCUUAUAGAAUAAUCAUGCUCAUGAAGUUGUUUUUUUUUCUUUUCAGAUACGUGACCAUUGCGUCAGCGUGUAUGGCAACGUAUCGGAGUGGCCACAUUCAGCCCAACACGAUUGCCAUGGUACCCACACACGGAUAUGUGAACUCCACGAAUUACAGCCCUGAUUCGAUCCGGUGGUUGGACUUUGUUGCUGCUUCGGAAGGCAUUGCCAUUCAACAUGCGUUGAACGGUUCCGGAGAGCACAGAAUCGCCGGAAUCUCGGUAGACGGUUUCUGCCAAGCAACUCAAACCGUCUAUCAGUUUCAGGGCUGUUUCUUCCAUGGAUGUAGUUCGUGCUAUGACGGGGAUGUCAUCCACCCCUUAAAAGGAGUUUCCAUGGCAACGUUAAGAGAAAAGACAGAAGACACCACACGAAAACUUCGAGCCCAGGGUUUCCACGUCAUAGAAAUGUGGGAGCAUGAGUUUCAACGACAGAAGGAAGAAAAUCCAAACCUCCAAGCUUUCCUGGAUCAACACCAUUUGAGGGACCGGCUCAAUCCUCGCGAGUCAUUUUUCGGAGGACGGACCAAUGCCCUCAAAUUGUUCCACGAGGGAGACGCUAAAUAUGUGGAUUUCACAUCUCUCUAUCCAUGGGUUCGUACUUUUUUAUUAUUUUAAAACCUUUUCAUGGAUGAUG
Molecule: messenger RNA, 716 nt
Organism: Stegodyphus dumicola
Lineage: Eukaryota; Metazoa; Arthropoda; Arachnida; Araneae; Eresidae
Source: RefSeq, a predicted model, not a curated record